Molecule: messenger RNA, 906 nt
Organism: Bradysia coprophila
Lineage: Eukaryota; Metazoa; Arthropoda; Insecta; Diptera; Sciaridae
Cellular component (GO): membrane
Source: RefSeq, a predicted model, not a curated record
CGAACGCAUCGAUGGACAUAAAGUUGUUGCGUUAGAAGAACAACGUAUUGCAGUUCAAUUAGUUGAGUGAAAAUUUGUCUGAAUUUACCCCUAGUGAUUUGAGUGAAGACGAUAAUAUGGGAAAAAAUUGUUCCUUUUAAGAGCAAUGUGUAAGAAAGCAAUUUUCAUUUUACUUUUGUUUAACGGAUAUGUCCUGAGCACAAGUUCUGUGGCUGACUCCUGGUCGGAUUUUGCAGAGACUAUGAAAGAUUCAAUGAAAAAAUGUCCAGUGAAUCUCAACAUGUUUGAUUGCAUCAGAGACUGCAGUCUUGAUGUUUUCGAUAAUAUGAUAGCAUCCGAUGUCAUACCAUUGACAGUUGAAAUGAAACUCAUACGAAAACAUGCACUACAACAAACACCGAUUGCUGACAUCGAACAACCCCUUGACAAAACAAUAGAUCGCAGUAAUACAGCCCUAUCAAAAGCGUCCUGGUCCGGUUAUAUUUUAAAAAAAUUGAUCAAUCUCUUGAGCACACAUACCCUUAACAUUGAUUUAACUCAAACAGCGGCUGUGGGAAGAGGUCCCAAUCGACGUAAUCGUAAUCAAAUGAUACCGAUGAUGAUAUUGGGAGUAACUGCAUUGGGCGCCUUUACAAUACCAAUGGGAUUUCAGUUCCUAUCGAUAGUAAGCGGGAAGGCUCUACUACUGGCUAAAAUGGCACUGAUUAUGGCGAUAAUGAACGGAGCGAAAAGGGUAGCAUCGUCAGGCGUACAUUACGGUCUAUAUCACUCGGAACCACAUCAUCAACAUGGCUAUCAUUAUUUGGAUAGAGGCGAUACCAAUCAACCUAGAUUCAGUCGAAUGUAAAAUGAAAAAAAAAACAAUUCUGAUCGUGAACGGUCAUAAUGCCAAUAAAAAAUGUUUUG